Molecule: messenger RNA, 1762 nt
Organism: Columba livia (rock pigeon)
Lineage: Eukaryota; Metazoa; Chordata; Aves; Columbiformes; Columbidae
Gene: PTPN7
Product: protein tyrosine phosphatase non-receptor type 7
Exons: 10
Coding region: 251-1342 (363 amino acids)
Biological process (GO): signal transduction; peptidyl-tyrosine dephosphorylation
Cellular component (GO): cell junction; plasma membrane; cytosol
Molecular function (GO): protein tyrosine phosphatase activity; protein kinase binding
Source: RefSeq, a predicted model, not a curated record
GCAGGGUGGGGGAGAAGGAGGGAGAGGAAGCGGCAGAGGCAGCAGCUCCUUUGAUAAGCAGCUUCCUGAACACUUUCAAACCGUGGCGUUAGACCGACACGCGGUGUCUGCAGGCCUGUGCCGGGACCGACGGAGCCCACGUCGUGGGGCAGCAGCUGCUUCUCCGAUGGCUCCUUGAUUCCCCAGGAGCUGAGGGCCCCCUGUGUCCACUCCCCGUGCUUCAGGACAAGGGCUUCGUGUCUGCCGCAGCAUGGUACAAGCCUGCUUGGUGUGCUCCAGAGUUCAUAACAGCAGCCUGACCGCCUGGACAGCCGCGGCAGACAUGGACAAGACGGACAAGCCCAGUCCCUCUGCCAAGAAGCACGUGCGUCUUCAGGAGAGGAGGGGCUCCAAUGUAUCGCUGAUGCUGGACAUGAGCUCACUGGGGAAUGUGGAGCCCAUCCAACCUGUCUGCACACCACGGGACAUCACGCUGAAGUUCCUGAGGACGUCCAGCCAUGUGCUGAGGAAAGAAGAGCUCCAGCAGCGCGCCCAGAGCCUGAUGCAGCUCCAGGAGGAGUUUUCGAAAAUCCCACCGAACUUUGUCAGUCCGGAGGAGCUAGAGAUCCCUGGACACGCUCCCAAGGACAGAUACAAAACCAUCCUCCCCAAUCCCGAGAGCCGGGUCUGUCUCAGGAGGGCCGGAAACCAGGAAGAAGACAGCUACAUUAAUGCAAACUACAUCACGGGCUACGCAGGGCAUCCCCGGGAGUACAUUGCCACCCAGGGACCCAUGCUGAACACGGUGAUCGACUUCUGGGAGAUGGUGUGGCAGGAGGAGGUGCCCCUCAUCGUCAUGAUAACCGAGCUCCAGGAGCGCAAAGAGAAAUGUGUCCACUACUGGCCCGAGAAGGAGGGCACCUACGGCCCCUUCUCCAUCUGCGUGCAGGGGGUGAGCGAGUGCGUGGAAUACGUGGUGCGCGAUCUCUCCAUCCAGCAUGCAGGUGAAUGCCGCCACGUCAAGCACAUCCUCUUUCCUUCCUGGCCGGACCAGCAGACGCCUGAGUCAGCCAAGCCUCUGCUGCACUUGGUGUGCAAGGUGGAGGAGACUCUGAAGGCUGCAGCCAGCCCAGGGCCCGUUGUUGUGCACUGCAGCGCAGGCAUCGGCCGGACGGGCUGCUUCAUCGCUACCAGGAUCGGGUGCCAGCAGCUGAAGGACAAGGGGGAGGUGGAUGUCCUGGGAAUCGUGUGCCGUCUCCGCAUAGACAGGGGCGGGAUGAUCCAGACGAGCGAGCAGUACCAGUUCCUCCAUCACACGCUCGCUCUCUACGCUGCCCAGCUGCCGGAGGCCAGGGGCCACUAGCGCAGGGUCGCUCCCAGCUCUCCUGCACCAGCCUCAGGGACAGCUCCGCCAAAACCCCUCCUGCUGCCUCCGAGCAGCGGGAUUAGCAUCCCUCGACCAGCACAGCCCAGCCAAACCCUUGUGGAAUGUGGUGGCCUUGCGCCCCUGGGGACAAGCAGGGUUUGGUGGGUUCACGGGAGGGAUUCAGUGGUGCUUGAGGCAGCCGUUGCUGCUGGCUCAAGGCAAAUUCACCCCUGGAAAGAAGCUUUGGCUUCUGAAACACGCAACAUUUUAUCGUCAACCGGAAGAGCAAGCCGUGCGGGACACUGAAGCUGGGUGAGCGCCGGGAGCACGGUUUGCCUUUUAGCUGCACAGAAAUGAUUAACCCAUGAGACGUGGAGCUGGUACAAUUACCUUGCAAAUAAACAGAGCCUCUCUCUC